ACAGAGCGCCGGAUUUGUACUAUGUCACCGCACAGCACCACUCAAGACAGGUAGCACUGCAGACAGGACGUCACACAGAGUUGAUGACUUGUAGGACUGCUGUUUUCAGUUCCCUAUCCUCCGUGAGUAGUGAAACGGAAAAGCACAGACCAGAAAGAGGAGCCCCAGGAAACUCGGACUGUCGAUCCCUGAAGCGGAGAGAAAGUUCGAGAAAACAGGUGGUAGUGCACAGAAAACAGUUUUUAGUGAACGCAGAGGGAUAGCAGGGGUUUGCACUCAGCACGACCCAGAAGGAAUGGAGGUCAGGUGCAAGGGGCGGGGGCUCUGGCCACGGGCCUGGCUGGGGCGGGCCAGCCGGCGGGGCAUUUAAACCACAGUCGACCGCCGCGGGGACGCGCGCCAGCUGUGUCCUCCGUCGUCCCAGCUCCGGGUACUGGCCUCGCAAGAUGCGGUCUUCCCUGGCUCCGGGAGUCUGGUUCCUCCGUGCCUUCUCUAGGGACAGCUGGUUCCGUGGCUUCAUCCUGCUGCUCACCUUCCUCAUUUAUGCCUGUUAUCACAUGUCCAGAAAGCCCAUCAGCAUCGUUAAGAGCCGCCUGCACCAGAACUGCUCAGAGCUGGUGAGACCCGAUAAUGACACCCACGAUCUCAAUGACACCACAUGGUGCAGCUGGAGUCCAUUUGACAAAGAUGACUACAAAGAGUUACUGGGAGCUGUGGACAAUGCCUUCCUAGUGGCUUAUGCCAUUGGCAUGUUUAUCAGUGGGAUCUUUGGGGAGCGGCUGCCCCUCCGUUACUACCUUUCAGCUGGCAUGGUGCUCAGCGGCCUGUUCACCUCCCUCUUUGGCCUGGGGUACUUCUGGAAUAUCCACAUGCUCUGGUACUUUGUGCUUAUCCAGAUCUGCAACGGACUUGUUCAGACCACAGGCUGGCCAUCUGUGGUGACCUGUGUGGGCAACUGGUUUGGAAAGGGGAAACGGGGAUUCAUCAUGGGCAUCUGGAAUUCCCACACUUCUGUGGGCAACAUUCUGGGCUCCCUGAUCGCUGGAGUCUGGGUGAACCAGCAAUGGGGCCUGUCAUUUAUCGUGCCCGGCAUUAUCACUGCUGUCAUGGGCAUCGUUACUUUCCUCUUUCUUAUUGAAUAUCCAGAAGAUGUGGACUGCACCCCGCCUCAGCACCAUAGUGACCUGGAGAAGGAACGAGACAACCCCGAGGAUCCUGUGAAUGAUCCCUAUUCCCGUAGGGACAGUAACGUGGACAUUGUAGCCAGCUCUUCCAAGGAGCAGGGCUCUGAGCCUGCAGCCAUCAGUUUUCUGGGGGCACUCAAAAUUCCGGGCGUAAUCGAGUUCUCGUUAUGUCUGCUAUUUGCCAAGUUGGUCAGCUACACCUUCCUCUACUGGCUGCCCUUGUACAUCUUCAAUGUGGCUCACUUUAGUGCCAAGGAGGCUGGGGACCUAUCCACACUCUUCGAUGUUGGUGGCAUCAUAGGUGGCAUCAUGGCGGGGCUCAUCAGUGACUACACCAAUGGCAGGGCCACCACUUGCUGCAUCAUGCUGAUUUUGGCUGCUCCCAUGAUGUUCCUGUACAACUACAUUGGCCAGAAUGGAAUAGCCAGCUCCAUAGUGAUGUUGAUUAUCUGUGGGGUCCUGGUCAAUGGCCCGUAUGCACUGAUCACCACAGCAGUCUCUGCUGACCUGGGCACACAUGAGAGCCUGAAGGGUAACGCCAAGGCCCUCUCCACUGUCACAGCCAUCAUUGACGGCACCGGCUCCAUAGGUGCUGCCCUGGGCCCCCUGCUGGCUGGCCUGAUUUCCCCUACUGGCUGGAACAAUGUCUUCUACAUGCUCAUCUCUGCCGACAUCCUGGCCUGCUUGCUCCUCUGCAGGUUGGUGUACAAGGAGAUCCUGGCCUGGAAGAUGUCCCGGAGCAGAAGCAGCGGCUCUAAUCUGGCCCUAACCCACCCGCGAUAGUAUUUUCCUCAAGUCCCAUGCGUUUAUAUAAACAAAUAUGAGGCCUCAAUUGGAAGCAACAGCAUGGAGGGUCUCUACUGGGUACCCAAGGUGCUCCCCAGGAGCAAGAGAAUGGAAACUUCCAUCAUAAGGUGAGACAAAGCCUCCUGAUUCAACCAGUUCAGCCCAAACCCACCCUGCCACUAAGGGUACAGAAGACUACGAGCACCAAGCAUGGAAAAAUGGAAGUCUUCAUGACCUGAGCUCUGGGAGCUGCAACCAUAAGGGAUGGGGCUGAAAGCAGGAGGCAAGACACGUUCACACUCUUGCUUGUUUGGAUUCCAAGCACGGACCAAGUCCUAGAAAAGGUGCAUGUCUCCUCCCCAUGUUAAAUUGUAACCUCUUUAAUUGGUCUGUACCUAUGGGGGCAUCUCACCCUGUUUCAAAGGUGCUGGACCUCUCACUGUCCCUUUGUCCAUAAACUAGUCUGUAUGUGUUUCCCCAAGUAGGCCCCUCAUAUCUACCCUCCAUUGGCCCUGUUGGUAACUCAGCCACUUUGAAGCAUUUGCACUGCUCCUGCAGAGCCAAAGCUAGAGUGGACAGAAUGUAGGGGGAACUCACUCUGCUCCUGAGCAAACCCAUCUACAGAGUCCUUCGCCUCAGCCUGAAGAUGCCACAGUGGGUGAAGACAUUUGGGUCAGUGCUGUGAAGACUAAGGGGUGAAAACACCAGGGUGUGUUAAGCACCGGGCGCUCACUGCAUGGCAGCUCCCCUGUAGGAAUGAAUAAGAAAAUGGAUAUGAAAAUGACUUGGCACCAAGCAUAGGUGUCAGGGUUAGCAAGAAAGGAGUGUACCGCUUGGUUUAUUCAGGUAACUGCUACAUAACAGUUGCUUGGAGCCAUCUUGCAGCCACCGUCUUGCCUGGUGUUCUGAUGCACAUGCUCCUCCCACUCUGAGUCCUUGAUCAUGACAUGCAUGCCAGGCUGACUCCUGGCAUUUCCACCUGACCUCUCAGCUGCCCAUCGGCACCAAUACAGAUUUGUUUUGCCAA
Molecule: messenger RNA, 2997 nt
Organism: Phodopus roborovskii (desert hamster)
Lineage: Eukaryota; Metazoa; Chordata; Mammalia; Rodentia; Cricetidae
Gene: Slc37a2
Product: solute carrier family 37 member 2
Exons: 19
Coding region: 447-1967 (506 amino acids)
Biological process (GO): phosphate ion transmembrane transport; glucose-6-phosphate transport
Cellular component (GO): endoplasmic reticulum membrane
Molecular function (GO): glucose 6-phosphate:phosphate antiporter activity
Source: RefSeq, a predicted model, not a curated record